Alternaria novae-zelandiae is the source of this 960-nucleotide messenger RNA. RefSeq lists its product as uncharacterized. The transcript is spliced from 3 exons. The coding region runs from base 1 to 960 and encodes 319 amino acids. The record is from RefSeq and is a predicted model, not a curated record. NCBI's taxonomy places the organism in Eukaryota, Fungi, Ascomycota, Dothideomycetes, Pleosporales, Pleosporaceae.
AUGGAGUCCUUAGGGUCCUCGAGCUCCGGAGGUUACGACAGUUACGUGUACGUUGAGCACAGCGAUGCCGAAACGAGCGAUGAGUUCUGCCGAGCAACAGACUCGACGGGUGAUGCUGAACAGCACGAAAACUACGCCAAUGCAUCAGUUCAAGACUUAGAUCAGCAAUGGCUGGAGCAUAAAGCCCAUCAGAACGGUCCGUACGCUGACCAGUUUGGCUACUCGCAAUCCUCGCCGUCGGGGUACAGCCUACGAUCCGGAGGUGGUCCAGCAUACACUACUGAUGGCCAGUGUGCUCACCAGACCCAAGAAUUCGAACCCGGUCAGCCUUUCGAUCCCUGCCAAGGGCCUGUCAUGUACGCUGGAGACGGCAGCGCGGACCUGUAUCCUCAGUACGCUGCGCCGGCAGGACACAACGACCGAGGGCUGGGAGUCACGCAACCACUUUACAACUUCCCCGACCUCAGACAGCCCUGUCUCACUUACAACCCUUACACCGAAGACAACAACACGAUGCCUGCUCGACGAAAUCCAGUCGUAAUAUAUCCGAUAGGCUCGCGAACCGCAGAGUGCCCUCAGGGAGCCCGGCACAAGAAUCUGGAACAGCACGUCAAUCAAUUGAUGGAUGUGCUCAACACACCUGGCGUCCAAGUACUCGAUCUCGUGGUCUAUCAGCGCGCGCAAGAUGUGCCACUAGCACAGAUAGCUAUAACUGGCAGGGACAAGGACAGGCAUCCUUCGUGCCGCCUACAUAUCCGGCACCCAGACAGCAAAGAGCUCAAGGACGUUCCGUUCCCAGCCGACCCGCAAUGUACGACCGACCUCUCCAGGGAGUUCCGCGCCGUCGGAUCCGCUUCACUGCCCCUACUGCUCGGCAACGUUUACAGGAACCUACCGGCAGGGCAAUUACGGGCGGCACAGGAGACAAAAGCAUGGCGAAGCGAGACAAUGGGUCUGUGA